AUGGAUGUGUCCAGUGAUGUGUUCAGAUUGGCUGGUGAUUCUGUUCAACUGGACACACAGGAUCCUGUGCAGAAGUUUGAGGACUUGAUCUGGGUUUUUAACAGAACUAAUAAUAAUAAGGCUCCUGGUUAUGAAGGCAGAGUGGAGUUCAAUGAGGAAACCUACAGUCUGACACUGAAGAACUUACAGAAGACUGAUAGUGGACUGUAUGAAGUAAGAGCGUCUGGUGAUGAGGACAGAGUUGUUGCUGAGUACAGACUCUCUGUGUUGGAUCCAGUGGACACUCCAGUCCUGACUCCUGUCCUUCACCAGCAAAGCAGAGGCACAUGUAGGAUCACUCUGACCUGCAGAGUUCAUGACUACUGUAUCAGCUCCAGCUGUUAUGAGGAAACCUGUGAAGAGAAGGAAGUGACAUCACCUGGAGAUGUCAUCCUUUCCCUGUCUGUCAGUGGCAGCUCCAUCAUCUGUAACCGCAGCAACCCAGUUCCAGAAACUUUGUAG
Messenger RNA from Colossoma macropomum (tambaqui), 501 nucleotides. Its product is annotated as SLAM family member 9-like. Lineage: Eukaryota; Metazoa; Chordata; Actinopteri; Characiformes; Serrasalmidae. The transcript has 3 exons. Bases 1 to 501 code for a protein of 166 amino acids. The record is from RefSeq and is a predicted model, not a curated record.